UAUCUGAUCUGAAAAUUCUAAUUGUAGUCGCCUUGAUCGCAGAUAUUUUAAAGUUUUUUAUGAGAAAUGAUUACUGCGGUAAUUUUUGUGCUUCUUAUUUCAAUACACGUCCACGCAGAUACACUACUGUGGUCAGAUGAAUUUGAUGGUCCUGCAGGACAAGUGCCUGAUUCAACGAAAUGGAAAUACGAUACAGGAGGCGGAGGUUGGGGAAAUCAAGAGCUUGAGUACUAUACAGAAUCGAAUAUGAAUGCUGCCCUUGAUGGCAACGGCAACCUUGUGAUUACAGCCCGGCAAGAAAAUAAUAAUAAUUAUGAAUGUUGGUACGGUCGAUGUCAGUACACGUCAGCUCGAUUACUAACUGCUGGUAAAUUCAGUCAAAAGUAUGGAGCCAUUGAGGCGCGCAUAAAAAUACCCAAAGGACAGGGUUUAUGGCCAGCAUUCUGGAUGCUCGGUGACGAUAUCUUCCAAGUGGGCUGGCCACAAUGUGGUGAAAUUGAUAUUUUGGAGAAUAUUGGACGAGAACCUCUAGCAAUUCACGGUACUCUACAUGGACCGGGAUAUUCAGCAGCCGACGGUCUAACGAGUACUUAUCGUCUGCCGAAUAAUCAACCAUUCGCUGACGAUUUUCAUGUAUACAGAGCAGAUUGGACAUCGAAUUCUAUAUCAUUUUCAGUUGAUGGCCAUCAAUAUGUUACAAAAUCACCAUCCGAUACUCCUCCUGGUAAGAAAUGGGUCUUCGAUCAUAACUUCUUCAUCAUUCUUAAUGUAGCAGUAGGUGGCGGAUGGCCUGGACCACCUAAUUCAAAGACAGUUUUCCCACAGUCCAUGAUAAUCGACUAUGUGAACGUGUAUUCAACAGAUACUGGUAACGAUGAGACAAGAGGUAUUGCACAUCGAUGUGAUGAUGUGCUCGGAACCGGAAGGGAAAAUUUAACACUAGUUCAACUUAAUGAUUGUGAUAGAAGUUUUCUGUAAGAAUGGGGCGGAGGUACAGCUUCAAACUGCAAAGUGGAUGGACAGCAGUCAAAAGAUAUGCUUAGAAUUUAUAUAGAUUGAUGUAAGAAUAGGAAAUAUUCACGGAUUGUAAUGAAAAAAUUAAAUUAAUUGGUGAACUGAUAUUAAGGAAAUGAAAAAUUCAU
Molecule: messenger RNA, 1142 nt
Organism: Bradysia coprophila
Lineage: Eukaryota; Metazoa; Arthropoda; Insecta; Diptera; Sciaridae
Product: beta-glucanase-like
Biological process (GO): carbohydrate metabolic process
Molecular function (GO): hydrolase activity, hydrolyzing O-glycosyl compounds
Source: RefSeq, a predicted model, not a curated record